AUGUGGAAAAAGUACUCAUAUGAACUUCUUCGAAUCUAUCCAGGAUACACAAAUUACUGUGAUUGUGCCAGAAAAAUAUUCGAUGAAAGUUGUGAAAAGCAUCCCAAGUUUAAAUCGUUCAUAGAAAGUCUCGAGAAAGAACCCGAAUUUCAUCGACAACGAGUAGUCGACAUUCUGGCGGCUCCAGUACAGAGACUCGCAGGAGUGAAGCUUAUUCUCGAAAGGUUGCAAAGAAAAUCAAAAGGAGGGCAAAGUGCUGACAUUCAAAGAGCAAUCGAGACGGUUGGGGAUGUGCUUAGUCAAUCGAAUACCAUUAGACUGAAUAAUGAUAAGCACAUAGCGUCGCUCACCCUCCUGACUCAAGUUGAAGCAUUACCGACAACCCUCGUCAGCGGCUCGAACGAUAUGAUCCAAACCAUCGAUGGACGAUUCGUGUGUGCAUCUAACAAGACGAAUAUCAAAGAUAACAGAGAGAUCAAUGUAGUACUAUUUAGUGAUGCGACCGGUGAUGGUAAGUAA
Cooperia oncophora is the source of this 519-nucleotide messenger RNA. NCBI's taxonomy places the organism in Eukaryota, Metazoa, Nematoda, Chromadorea, Rhabditida, Trichostrongylidae. The record is from the annotation of a GenBank genome assembly.